Molecule: messenger RNA, 8056 nt
Organism: Mastomys coucha (southern multimammate mouse)
Lineage: Eukaryota; Metazoa; Chordata; Mammalia; Rodentia; Muridae
Product: protocadherin beta-4-like
Exons: 1
Coding region: 4777-7173 (798 amino acids)
Biological process (GO): homophilic cell-cell adhesion
Cellular component (GO): plasma membrane
Molecular function (GO): calcium ion binding
Source: RefSeq, a predicted model, not a curated record
CGAUGAAAAUUGUCAAUCCACAGCAGUAUUCUACCUACAAUAUUGUAAUUAAAUAGUGUGAAAAUAUAGAAUAUAUUAUGGGAAAAAAGAUUAUUGUUUGGAAUGUUUGAAUUUUCUACAUCUAAAAAUAAUGCAUGGAAGCAACCAAAACCACAGAAUGAAAAUUUUAAAAUUUUACACCACAAAUUUUUGGUUAAAUUUACUUAAUUCUUUUCAUGUUUUCUCAUCCGGAGGUAUCUAUCUAAUAUUUGAAUGUUACUAUCUAAAAGAAAAUACUUGAAUCUAUAAAAAAUUCCAUAGUUUGGGAAACUCUGGAAAGGCAACAUUUUAAGAUUAGCAUGCUCCCAAGCAUCAGUAAGUUCAAUUGUACAGUUAUAUCCACUUUUAAAUUCUCUUGGAAGUGGGAGAAACAACUUCCAUCCUGAAGAUCCCUAGACCCAAAAAUUUAUGUAAAUGAGCAAAAGUAAAUUCUGAAUAAUCAGAAACUAUUUUUCUGUUCAGCCCAAAUGCUUUGUAUAAAAACUUUAACUGAGUUCUUCAACUUUUCAUACUUAUGUCCAUCUUCAUGAACAUUAUGCAAUUCAUAUAGGAUAAUUAUUUUGAGAGGCACAAUACCAAAUGGUAUCAGACUAAAGUUGGAAGGGCUAUAUGCUGAUGAUUAUCCAUUUACAACUUUAAAACAAAUGAUGAGACUACAAUGAGAGAGAGAGAGAGAGAGAGAGAGAGAGAGAGACAGAGACAGAGACAGAGAGACAGAGAGACAGAGAGACAGAGACAGAGACAGAGACAGAGAUUCAAGACCUAGGGUUCAGUGAAUACAAGCUAUGCAUUUUAUCACUAAGGUAAAUCCCCAGCUCCAGAUCCUACUAGUAAUUUAAUUUGUAGAUGGCCUAUAUUCAUAUGUUGUUGAGAAAAUGGGCAGAAAAAGCCAGAGAGAUAAGCUGGACUGAAUUUAAAGACAAAGCACAAUCAGUCAUUGUUGAAAGUUAUUUUUAUUUUCCUGCAAUUAGAAAUCAUUUAUCCAUUUCUUUGAAUUGAUUUUCAAAACUGUUGUUAUUGCUUAUUUCUGAGAUAGAAAUUCAGUUCUCUCUGUGUAGCUAGGCUGGCCUCCAAGUCUGCCCCUGAGGUCUGGGAUUAUGGCUGUGCCACCAUGCCUGGUUCCCAGGACCUCUUUCCAUGGAUAUUUUAUUAAGUGUAGCACUCAGGGGAGGCAGUGUGUGCACAGCACUAACUAUUAUUGUACUUUGGAGAAUUUUGCAAAUUGCAAAUUUGAUGUCUGUAAAAGAGGUGACUUUGUCUAUCAAUUCUCUAGUGGUAAGGUCACUAAUGUACAAGUUGAUAUUACUGAUACUUCAAUAUUUGAAGAGGAAGCUAAAACAAAAUUUGAAUCAUCUUACUGCUAAAUAUCCUCAGUAAGUACUACAUAAUCUAAAAAUGCUGUUUUGUUUAUAUUUAUAGUUGCACUUUUGGCAUAUAAUGCAGUGCUUCAUUCAAACAGGUGUUCACUUUGUACUCAUUGAAUAACUAACUUGAAACAUAAAGGAAAUCAAUGAACUGUCUGGGGACUUAAGAUUUAUCUAAAAUUUGUCUGCACACCAAAUUUCAAAAGAACUAUCCACAUUCAGAAAGGAACAUAGUUUAAUGUUGUCAGAAUAACACCAAUCUCUAUGAUUCUGCUAUUUUAUUUAAAUCUCUGAAGGUCAAAAAACAUUAAUCUCUCAUUUGGUUCCAUAUUCCUCUCACUUGUUUCUUUGAUUUUAAAUAUGGGAUGAAAGAAAAAAAAAAGCUUUUAGAAAUCUCGAUUUAAAUUCCUUGAUCUCUGCUGCUUCUAUCGACAAUGGUUAGUCUUUAUCACAUCAAAAUUAAAUUAAAAUUUCAAGAUAGUCAUUCAUUUCAAAGCAUAGUUCCAUAUAGUUUAUACUUUCCCUCAUUAUUAUACAAUGGUAUCAAUUAAGAAAGUUAAUUAUUUUCUAGAAAAUCUACAGUCUGAUUUUAAUGCAUAACAAUAGUUUGGGUAUUCUCACACAUAAGAUGAACAGUAUCUUUCUUCUGCACUUCUGUCAUGCUACAAAUACUGUUGAUUGUAAGUGUGGCGUCCACCAGCUUCUCAGUUCUUAUAUGCAAAACCCCCUUCCUUCUACAUUUGACUUCCCCCAAAGUAGAGAAGUGAUAAAUCUUGUUUUCUUUAAAAUUAUCUCAUUUAUUCAUCAUAUUUGGCAUAUUGUCAUAGAAAGUUUACUUACUUUAUAACUGUCACAUUCUUCUUGUGUUUUCUCCUCACUUACAGUCUUUUCAGGUAAUUAUGAAUCUCUGUGUUAGAGGAGAGAAUUACAUUGCAUCUGUCUAGUCUGUUUUCCAUGGCUUUCGUCAUCCUCAGUGAUGAGAUUUCAUCAGCUCUUUGCCUUCUUUUGGAAGCUCCUUCAUACUGUCCUGGCUUUAAUGGUCUUUAAAAGAGAGAUUGGAGGUCUCAUGGUAGUUUGUGCUCAGAUUUCAGGGGAUUCAAGCCUUAAUGAAGAAGGUUAGUUCACACAAGCGUAGAGGUUCUAUUCCACUCCUAAAGUUGUUUUUGUAAUAGAUUCAAACUGCCUUGUGGCUUACAAUACUGCAUUUGCUUUAUGAAGCCAAUAUCUUAGAUGUCUUCUUCAUAGCUGUUACCAUGUCUAUUAUGUUGGUAGACAUGAGACCUGUGAGAAUAUUUUUAUAAAGUAAUUGAUAAGCAAGAAUCACAUGGAGAGACUAGCAUGCUGAUGCAUGACUUUAAUCCCAGCACUUUGCAGACAGAACCAGGUGGACUUCUGUGAGUCUGAGGUCAGCUGGAUUUACAUAGUGAAUUCCAGAAUGGCCAGAGCUACAUAGAGAAACCCUCUUUCAAAACAAGAAAGCCACACACACAUGGAAAGUGUUGUAGCCUUCAUAUUGGCAAUACAUGUACAAAUUUGAUGAUGGAAAGUGACAAUAACAUACAGUCCAAAGUGUCCAUUCUGAAUGAGUGGUUGGUAGUUUUAGAGUCUAGAGAUGAAGGAAAUUGAGUUUAUACCCCAAUAUAAUUCCCUCCUCACAAAGCUAUAUAUCUGCCAUUAUUGUUCUAAGGACACAUCAGAGCAGUAACUACCUAGCAAAUCAUUCUGUGACAGUAUAUGGUAACAAAACCAGGCAAAGAUAAUAAAAGGAAAGAAAAUCAUACAGCACCUGUUUUCUCACUGUUGAUGUGAAAAUUCUCAAGAAAAUACUAACAGAUUGACAGCAAUAACAGAUGAAAUUGUGCAUCAUGUCUAUGAAGGAUUUAUUCAGAGACAAAAUAGUUUCAACACACAGAAAUCAAUACUGAAAUAUGACUUAUGGACAAAAUGAGUGGCAAAGCCACAGAAUUGCCUUAAUAAGUGCAGAAAAUAGUUUUAGAAAAAUCUGAUAUUUAAAAAAGGAAAGCACAGAACUAUUGAUAGAUACAGAUGAUGUGUCUUUACAUAUUCAAAAUUGUAAGUAAUCUACAAGAGUGCUGGCACUAAUGAGCAAAUCCAGUAGCUAUGUAGAAUACAAGAUUAUCCCCAAAUCAAUUAUAUCUGUAUGCAACCUUUGGACACACCUAAAAUGAAGAAAAUGUCCCUUGAAUUCAAAGAAGCAAGACGCUUUGGAAAGAAGCAGAUGGGAAAAUAGAUGAACUUCAUACAGAACACAAGACAACAUUGAAGGAAAUUACAGAAGACCUAUGUAAGGGGGAAUUUGUGACUUAAUAGAAUCCUCACCAAAACUGCCAGCUUGCUUUCCUCUUAGAAGUUACCAAGAUGUCUCUAAAUUUUUCGUGUGAAAGUGGAAGAACUCCCAAAUAGCCAAAACAAUAUUGAAAAAAAAGAAGAAGUUUGAAGAAAUAAAAUUUCCUGGUUUUAAUGGAUACUCUAUGUUUGGAACAAAAUAUUUGAAUGGUUUAUUCACUAAAUGCAUAAAAACAAAUUUCUAUUUAAAUAGACACAGGAGAGACUUGUUAACUAUUGUCUUAGAUUGCAUCAAUAUUUAUAAUGUCAAAGUACUUUGAAGUAUUUUAGGCUUGGAGGUUAGUCCAUCUUAAACCUUAGUUUAGUUUUACCAGCAUAAGCCAUUUGGUUUGUAGCUAUUUCAAUCAGGUAGUCAGCUGAUGAAUUAGAUGACGCAACUGUACCCGUGUAGUAGAGUGUUCCAAAAGGUAUCUCCCUUGGUAAUAAUUUAUAAAAAAUUCCAUAAAUUCUUGAUAUAGGCAAUGUAUCUUUGAUAUUUUGUCACUGUGGAAAAAGAACUUUUAAAAUGCUUUCUUGCUUUGUUUAACUGAUUAUUCAAAUCUUACAUUUAUGCAAAGACUAGCUGUGUUUCAGCUUUGUUUUCACGACUCCUCUCAUGCAUAGUAUUGGAUAACUAUAUUGAUUAUGCAAUUUCAAGAAAUAACAACAUUGAUAAGGAAAAACAUUUGCAUACAUUCUAAAAAUGACAAUUUGGAAAUUUUAAAGAGGUGUUUGACUUGAAAAUAGAACUGUAUGAAUUUAUCAAAGUGGACACAGGGUGGCGCUGCAGGCUAAGAUUGGGAUUAAAAGUGCUAAAAUACCCGGAAUCGCUUGUUGCAAUACAGAACAAAAGACACAGGCAAGAGCUUGGCAGACAAUGUGGAGCUAUGAAAGGGUUUGGGCAAAGAUAUACUGGAUUAAUGUAAGAUUACGAAUGUGAAGAUUCUUCCAAAGAAGAAAUCAGAGUUCAGCAUUUCAAAGCUUUGGAAAUUCUAAAGGAUUGGUGGCAAGCCCUCACUUCCCGCUCAUGGAGAAGCUGGAGAAAGCUCACCCAAACAGGCAAGUGGUCGCUUUUAUUUUUAUGAUGGUUUUGGUUCAGGUUUGCAGUGAGCCAACAACUCGAUACUCUGUCUUAGAGGAAACAGAAAGUGGCUCCUUUGUAGCCCACCUGGCCAAGGAUCUGGGACUGGGAGCUGGGGAGCUGGCUGCCAGGUCUGCACGGGUGGUGUCUGAUGAUUACAAGCAGAGAUUGCUGCUGGAUCCUGAGACUGGAGAUUUGCUUCUGAGGGAGAAAGUAGACCGGGAGGAGCUGUGUGGCUCUGUGGAUCCUUGUGUGCUGCCUUUCCAGGUGUCUCUUGAAAAGCCAGUACAAUAUUUUCAAGGAGAAUUAUUGAUCCAUGACAUAAAUGAUCAUGCUCCAGAGUUCUCAGAAGGGGAAAUGCUAUUGAAUAUACCAGAAAACAGCCAGCCUGGUACUCUGUUACCUCUGAAUUUAGCCCAGGAUUUGGAUGUGGGCAGCAAUGGGCUUCAACAAUACACAGUCAGCCCCAACUCUCAUUUUCAUGUCCUCACUCUAAAUAAUAGUGAAGGCAAGAAAUACCCAGAGUUGGUGCAGGACAGAGCCCUGGACAGAGAGGAGCAGGCAGAGCUGAGCCUUACACUCACGGCUCUGGAUGGCGGGUCUCCACCGAGGUCAGGAACAGCCCUGGUUCGAAUCCUGAUCAUGGAUAUCAAUGACAAUGCUCCUGAGUUUAUGAACAGCCCCUAUGAGGUGCAAGUCCUAGAGAGAAGUCCCCUGGACUCCCCAAUCCUGACUGUCUUAGCACGGGAUGCAGAUGCUGGCAACUUUGGGAGAGUUUCCUAUGGCUUCUUCCAAGCAUCAGAUGAAAUUCAGAAGACUUUCUCAAUAAACAAAGUCACAGGAGAAAUACGACUGAAAAAGGAAUUGGAUUUUGAAAAAAUUAAAUUUUACCAUGUGAAAAUUGAGGCCAUGGAUGGGGGAGGGCUUUCUGGAAAAGGAUCUGUGGUGAUAGAGGUGUUGGAUGUGAACGACAAUGCCCCAGAGCUGACCAUAUCUUCACUGACCAGCUCAGUCCCAGAAAAUACUCCUGACACCAUAAUCAGCAUCUUCAGAGUUGGGGACAGGGAUUCCGGAGAGAAUGGAAAGGUGGUUUGUUCUAUUCCAGAAAACAUGCCAUUCAUUCUAAAAUCCACUUUCAAGAAUUUCUACACUCUAGUGACAGAGAGCCCUCUGGACAGAGAGAGCAGAGCUGAAUACAAUAUUACUAUCACUGUCUCCGACCUGGGCACACCCAGGCUCACAACCCAGCACACCAUAGCAGUGCAGGUGUCAGACAUCAACGACAACGCCCCCGCCUUCACCCAAACCUCCUACACCAUGUUUGUCCGCGAGAACAACAGUCCCGCCCUGCACAUAGGCACCAUCAGUGCCACAGACUCAGACUCAGGCUCCAAUGCCCACAUCACCUACUCGCUGCUGCCACCCCAGGAUCAAGAGUUGACUCUCAGCUCCUUAAUCUCCAUUAAUCCCGACAAUGGGCAGCUGUUCGCACUCAGGGCGCUGGACUAUGAGGACCUGCAGGCCUUCGAGUUCCAUGUAGGCGCCACAGAUGGAGGCUCGCCCGCGCUCAGCAGCCAGGCUCUGGUGCGCGUGGUGGUGCUGGACGACAAUGACAAUGAGCCCUUCGUGCUCUACCCGAUGCAGAACGCCUCUUCACCCUGCACGGAGCUGCUCCCCAGGGCGGCAGAGCCCGGAUACCUGGUCACCAAGGUAGUGGCAGUGGAUCGCGACUCUGGCCAGAAUGCCUGGCUGUCCUUCCAGCUGCUCAAGGCCACGGAACCCGGGUUGUUUAGCGUGUGGGCACACAAUGGCGAGGUGCGCACCACCAGGCUGCUAAGUGAGCGUGAUGCACCCAAGCACAGGCUGCUGCUGGUGGUCAAGGACAAUGGCGAUCCUCCCCGCUCUGUCAGUAUCAGUCUUCAUGUGCUGCUGGUGGAUGGCUUUUCCCAGCCCUACCUCUCUCUGCCUGAGGUGGCGCCUGACCCCACACAGGAAGUUGAGGAUGUGCUCACUGUUUACCUGGUCAUUGCCUUGGCAUCUGUGUCUUCACUCUUCCUCUUGUCUGUGGUGCUCUUCGUGGGGGUUAAGUUGUGCAAGAGGGCCAGGGCACCCUCUUUGGGUGGCUGCUCUGUGCCUGAGGAACUCUUUCCUGGCCACAUGGUGGAUGUCAGUGGCACAGGGACCUUGUCCCAAAACUUCCAAUAUGAGGUGUGUCUGACGGGGGACUCUGGGACUGGUGAGUUCAAAUUCCUCAAACCCAUGUUCCCCAACCUGUUGGUUCAGGAUGCUGGGAGAGAACUUAAUGAAAAUCUUCACUGCAGGGAUAGCUUUGUGUUCAGUUAAGUCAGAGGUUCUCAACCUGCGGUUUACAACCUCUUAGGGAUCGAAGGACACUCUCACUGCAGUCACCUAAAACCCUCAGAAAACUCAGAUUCUUAUGAUACACACAUAACAGUAGCAAAAUUACACUUACGAAGUAGCAACGAAAGUAAUUUCAUGGUUGGGAGUCAGCACGACUCUAUGAGCUGUCUUAAAGCUCUCCAACAUUAAGAAGGUUGAGAACCAGUGAGCUAAGUGAUGAUGGGAUUUCCUAAGUGUUACACAAUUCUUUUCUUUUCAGAAAUGAUCUUGUUUCUACCAAGUUCUCCACUAGUCUAAUCUACUUAUAUCAUUAAUAGUUCUCACAGUUUCUUUUUUAUUGGUGUGAAAGUUCUAGCCUUUAGUUGUACUAAUCGUAGUUCAUAUUUUUCUCCAUAUAUGAAUAACUUUGGUAAUUAGUACUCUGAUAAGCAUAAAUAAACUGUCUUGAAAUGAUAUUCUUAGUGAUCCUAUAAGACAUUCCACUUAUCUCAAAACCCUUGCAUUUUCGUGUGUAUGGGUGACACCAGUCAUUUCCAUGCAAUUUCCUCUUUUCAAAGGUAGAGUGUUUAAAAUUACUUAUGUUGGCUGAAUCUUUCUGCAUGACUAGAGAGCAGCACUAUGUCAUGUUCACUACCAGUUUAAACGCCCUGACUAGUCAAGUCAUAAACUUUAAGGUGUAUCUGAAUGUAUACAAAGGUUGUGGCACUUUUUGUUUGUGAGCGUUAUGCAUGGUAGUGGUUCUAGUUACUUGGUCGGGCAUGUUCUGGAUGUACUACAGUUAAUGUUUUGGAUUUUUAUUGGACAAAAAUUAAAGAGAACAUGUGCAGUUUGUCAUCCCAUUUAUUUAAUAAAAGUCUGAAAUCAC